Molecule: messenger RNA, 2100 nt
Organism: Suillus bovinus
Lineage: Eukaryota; Fungi; Basidiomycota; Agaricomycetes; Boletales; Suillaceae
Product: MT-A70-domain-containing protein
Exons: 4
Coding region: 159-1892 (577 amino acids)
Cellular component (GO): RNA N6-methyladenosine methyltransferase complex; nucleus
Molecular function (GO): methyltransferase activity; mRNA binding
Source: RefSeq, a predicted model, not a curated record
GGAAGAGCCUAGAGCUGUAGAAAAGAUUAUUUGCUAAAUCAUACAUUACUAAAAGAGGCAAGUCAUCAAAGGCAACGACUUGAAGUCCUGGACACCCUUGGGCCAACCACCAUAUUGCAAAUACUCACUAGUACUCACUGUCGACAGUCACCCUAGUCAUGGCAGAUAUUGGCUCCAUACAAACAGCGGUGGCGAGCACGACGGAUGUACUGAACUCUGCAAACAGCCUGCUCACGUCCCAUCGGCAGCUACUCACACACGUGCGUAAUUCACAGCGGGCACAUCGACGUCGGCUUCGUGCUCUUGCAACUGCGCCCAGCGAUCUGUUAAAUUUCCCAUUAAUCGAUUCUCCUGCACCGUCACCACUGCAUUCUCCACCGUCAUCGCCUCAACUCGCUCCUCGUCCCCGUCCACAACGCCAAGAUCUCCAUCCUGCAAAACGUGCGAGGGUCGCCCGCUACGCAAAUUAUGUUCCAGAAGAAGAAACAAUCCGCAACGACUACUCGCAGCGGUACGUCGACAGUGGUGAGUGGCCGCAAAAUCGGGUUCUGGGUGCGGAGCCUUCCCGCCGUUUUGAGGAAUACCCGAAGCAGCAGCGCUUGCUCAGCCUGAAAAAGGAAUCUGUUGAUGCGCAUGCUACACCUCCAUUUUUCCUUCCUUUCUCCCACAUCUCUUCAUUACAUCCCCAAAAGUUCGAUGUCAUCCUCCUAGACCCCCCAUUCUCCUCAUCUUUUGGCUGGGACGAUCUCCAAGCUCUUCCUGUGCCUUCUCUUGCCGCAGACCCUUCGUUUGUGUUCAUGUGGGUAGGUAGUGGCGCAGGAGAAGGUCUCGAGCGUGGUCGCGAGGUCCUCGCUAAGUGGGGCUACCGCAGGUGUGAGGAUGUUGUCUGGGUAAAAACCAACAAUACUACCAAUCGCGGGCCAGGGACAGAUCCACCUACUACUUCUCUUUUGACCCGCACCAAACAACAUUGCCUCAUGGGUAUCCGCGGCACGGUACGUCGCUCAACUGACAGCUGGUUUGUUCACUGCAACGUUGAUACCGACGUCAUCAUCUGGGAAGGGGAUACAGCCGAUCCGAUGCGCAAACCACCCGAAAUGUAUACCCUUAUAGAAAAUUUUUGUCUCGGCACACGCCGUCUUGAGCUUUUUGGGCGGGCACGCUCGUCCCUCCGCCGCGGGUGGGUCACAGUGCUGACUGCAAGCGAUGAAGCCAAGGUGGGGGAGCAUGCGCGGACUGCAGAGGGUGAUGUUGUGUACUCAUGGAACAAGGAUUCAUGGGAGGAAGCGACUCGACACCUGGCUUCACUCACAGGGGGGAAGUUCGUCGUGCCAAAUUCACAAGAAAUUGACGCUCUCCGGCCUAAAUCCCCUAUGCGUUCUGGCAAUUCAGGUGUAAGUGGAGGAGUUGGGGUCGCGAUCAGCGGUGGCGUAGGUGUAGGUGUAGGGAGUGCUGGAGUGGGUAUGAAUGUGGCAAAUAUGAACGCCGAUCCCAACAUGAGUAUUCAACAUGUCCGGCGUCCGCCUUCACAAAAUCAAAUGAUGGUGUCUCCAAUGAUGGGGAUGGGAAUGCCGAUGGACAUGGGUAUGGGCAUUGGAAAUAUGAUGGGGAUGGGGAUGGGGAACAUGGGAAUGAUGGGGAUGGGGAACAUGGGAGUAUUGGGAAUGGGAGACAUGCCUGGCGCUGCAUUCCAAUGGGUAGGUGAUGGUGAUCGAAUGUGGGAGGAUGGAAUGAUGGCUGGUAUGGGCAUGGGUGGUGGGAUGGGGAUGGGGAAUGCGGGAAUGGGUGUAGGAGGUCCAGGUAUGGGUAUGGGUAUGGGAAACACGAGGAUGGGUAUGGGCGGUAUGGGAAUGCAUGGCCAGUGGGGUCAAGGGUACGAUGGGUUCCAGUGAGGCCCAAUCUUGUACGCACAGUGUUGGAGUUAUGCAGGUCACUCUGGACGUACACAUACUUACUGUAUCAUAUACUAUGUCAUAUCUUGCAUUCGUGGUCGCCUCUAUUUAGUAUUUACAAAUUAUAGUGGAUGUAUUCAUCCAUGUAAUCUCAUUGAGAGCAGAUAGCACGUUCUACAGUAUAUGCAACGGGUUUAGUAGAUUUCAG